GUUUACACCAGAGAAAAGGAGGGAGAUGUAGAAAAAAAAAUGAAAGCUUUCACGGGAAUCCUGGUAUGAGUGGAAGUGUUGACUGAUGUUUGUCUCGCUGUCGGUGCUGGGUUUUUUGCGGCAGACGGGCGAUCUGGCCGUCUGACACUGUUUUUCCAACGUUUCGUCUGAAAACUUCACAAACUGGGGAGUCGCCUCUUCUGCAAACUUUCACAUCCUAUAAGCAAAUGGAGCGCCGCGUCUGGAUAAACUAGACACCGACUGACACUUUUGCCUGUGGCUUUCUAACCAGUUGCACCUAAAAUAUGACCAGAGGAGGCAAGAUGAAGCUGAAUGAUGUAUUGGCAGGGCCAUUACACUGGGGCCUCCUCCUUCUCUGUGUAAGCCUCUGCAGCCAGCGAGUGUCCACUGGCAACCAAAGCUCCCGAGGACAGACAGGGUCAUCGGAGGAGAGGACAGGGACCUGUGAAGUGGUUGCUGCACAUCGAUGCUGCAAUAAGAAUAAGAUUGAAGAACGCUCUCAAACAGUCAAGUGUUCUUGCUUCCCAGGACAGGUGGCAGGGACAACAAGGGCUCUGCCCUCUUGUGUUGAAGCAUCUAUUGUGCGUCAAAAGUGGUGGUGUAAAAUGAAUCCAUGUCUGGAGGGGGAGGAGUGUCGAGUCCUCCCUGAUCUCACUGGCUGGUCUUGCAUCUCUGGGAACAAAGUCAAGACCACUAAGGUUGCACGGUAGCGACAGACAAACUGAGUCUGCUCCCAGUCACUACAAGUCUGCCCUGGCCUGCAGCAGUCACCUUACCUGACACUGGACUCAGAGGACAGUGAGGUCCCCAUCAGCCCUUCCAGAUGGAACAAAGAACAAUACCCAUUUUAUUGGAUUUCUCUUCACUCUUCAAUAAACCUGAGAACCCUCUACCUGGACACUAUUAUUUUCAUUUCCUUUGACUUGCAAGCAAUUAUUUGAGGAAU
Messenger RNA from Myripristis murdjan (pinecone soldierfish), 967 nucleotides. Its product is annotated as chemokine-like protein TAFA-4. The transcript is spliced from 5 exons. The record is from RefSeq and is a predicted model, not a curated record. The coding region runs from base 306 to 731 and encodes 141 amino acids. NCBI's taxonomy places the organism in Eukaryota, Metazoa, Chordata, Actinopteri, Holocentriformes, Holocentridae. Gene Ontology annotation, molecular function: receptor ligand activity.